Verruconis gallopava is the source of this 1360-nucleotide messenger RNA. RefSeq lists its product as uncharacterized. Gene Ontology annotation, biological process: signal transduction. Gene Ontology annotation, cellular component: nucleus; nucleotide-activated protein kinase complex; cytoplasm. The coding region runs from base 185 to 901 and encodes 238 amino acids. The record is from RefSeq and is a predicted model, not a curated record. The transcript has 5 exons. Gene Ontology annotation, molecular function: protein kinase binding. Lineage: Eukaryota; Fungi; Ascomycota; Dothideomycetes; Venturiales; Sympoventuriaceae.
CCCAACAAGAAUUGUUAUUCCCCCACAAGACCCUCGAGGACCCUGAAAGGUUGAUCUAAUAUAAUCGUUGCGGGGACAGUUCAACUAUAGCUUUCUCACUCUGUAACUACGCAACAAACUUAAAGAACUUCUCUUGUGAUAAGGCUUCAACAAGCUUCUUACAAUUUGAAGAACCGCUCGAUUGAUGAAUUAUAACAGCAGGACAUCGGCUCCUGUCCCACAGCGUUCACCUUCCCACCUCAACUCUCUGCUCGGAGCCUCGCUCAUCACUCUAUCCAAAAUGGUUUCUGUCCAGCCUUCAAGCAUAUCGCCUGAGUCUGUCGACGUUAUAAUCACCUUUCGGAAUGAAUCUUCACCCAUAUACAUUGCCACCGAUGUAAUGGGCUGGCAACCGCAACUAAUGACUAGUACAAAUGGAGAAGCAUAUGAGCACGUGAUCACAGUGCCUAAGCAGCAACGAACACUCCUUUAUAAGUUUAGAAUUGGUGACAACCACUGGGUGCAUGAUGCUUCAGUGUCUGCAGAACCUGACAACCUAGGGGGGUUCAACAACCGAUUUGAGAUUCCAGAUAUCUCAUAUCCUGAAUCAAACAUAGCCCCUAGUGAAUGCUCCGAAGCUACCGAGCUCGAGAGUGUGGCCGCGGUUGAGUCGGUCGCCGACACAGUUUCCGAAGUGGCCGAUGACGAAUCAGGUGUUUCGCACGACGAAGCAGAUUUCAUAGAUGUUGACGACGUAAUCUCCGAACCAGAUUUCCCAACAGGCAAUAAACGGAGUGAAGACUCGCGAACAAUCGUACACGGAUACAUCAUCAUCAGCAUCAUCAUUGCGGCAGUUGCUUUCGUUUGGUGUACGAAGCAGGUACUAAGUCCGUCAUUACUGUCUACCUCAACGCAUUCCUAAGGCUCAGACUGGGAGUGAAUCGAGGAAAAGCUUGAUUUUUGAUUCUUCUUCAAAGACUCUUGUGAUUUCAUGGAUUUCUUCCCCACAGAGAGAGGAGAUCUAAACAUCUAAGCAUGCGUGUGAUCCAAUGCCAGGCACGUGGUAUCAUAUAGCGAUUUUGGAAGUUCUACGUGAGUGACUGCUACCAAAUGCAUUUGUUAAUUUUUUUGUCCUCAAAUGUUUUCUUGGGAGAAGCAGUACUUGGAGAAGCAUUUUAAUAUCUGCAUGAAAUUUCGUCUCCACUUUGAUAAGUUCACCAAUACUCUUUCUGUACUGAAAUGUCAUUCUUUGGGUCCUCGUGUGCUGCAGAAUGGAGAAGCUUGGUUAAGAAAAGAUAACACGUUGGCCGCACCAAAUGAAUUUCCGACCUUAAAGGGAAAUUUUUCUUUAAGCAUGAAUUCUUUUGACAGUAAAAUUGAU